CGAUAAAUGCGUGAGAGUGCUCGCGAAGUGCGGAGGUAUCAGGCUGUCGCUCGCUCGUCGUCGGCUUGUCGUAGUCGUCGUCGUCGUCGGGGGCUCGUGGGCUCGUCGUCGUCGGUCAGUUUCGAGCCUCCUUUUCUUUGUCCUGACUAGCCCCCCCACUCUGUACCCGCGAAAACCUGUGCAGUAGAAGUAGUGUUAGGCAGUGCCGAUCCACACAGUGACCGUCUUUCUUUACGUCGUCGCUCAGCUGCACCUACUUUCGUGUGUGAGCGAACAUAUCCGGCGUGCCAAAUGUCACUAGGUGGACGAUAGGGUCGAAAUACAUUCGAUCCUCAACGUCAUACGUACGCACGCGUUUUUGCUGUAUGUAUACAGGUCGGAGAGUGAAUGUUGUGAAACGAAGGUGAAGAAAGAAGAAGAGAACCGACGAAGUCAGGCAGAAAACAUAAAGAUAGGAAAAGGAGAAUAUUAUACGAGCUAUACGGAGUUAAAGUGAAACGCCACCGAGUAGAAAAGGGGGAGAAAAGAAACGUAUAGAACAAGGGAAAAAGGAAACUAGCAUUUUAAAUAAAAGGGCAAGUGGAAUUGGAAGUAAGGUAGACAGACACGGACGAGAUAGACUGAAAGUCGUCGAACGGUUGGUGCAAACAGGCUACAAAGGGAAACGUAUAUCGCGAAAUAGUCAACGGAAUAUAUACCGUGGUAGAGAGAGGAAAAAAAAAAAGACAGUUCUUGAUGCGUAUCGCGGUUGGAAAGGCCUGGCCAUCGAUUUGCCGUCCGCGAAUCUAGUGCGCGUUUGAAAUCGGGCUAGUCUCGGUAGUCACGCGCGCGCGCUUGUGUGUUACGUGCACCUAAGCGAACGCAGCCAGCGAGGCGCGCGGACGGACGAGAAAAGGAGGAAGAGGUGGCGGUCGUGGAAGAGGGGGAGGAGAAGGAGCGGCGGUUGAACAGGCGGGCGGAGAGAAAAGUUCGAGAAGCGGCAACACCAGCGCCAGCCAACAUCAACAUCAACAACAACAACAGAUCGGCCGCGCGGUGUAUACGGGGCUGGUGCUCGUCGUGUGCGUCUCUAAACGGUUAUUGCGUUGUGUGUCGCGCGCGCGGCGGUGAUCAUCGGUGUGUGUGCCGGGAUUACAGGGAAAGAGGUAGUGAACCGAAGUCGCCAAAAUUACGCCAAAUCGGGGAAAUAUGAGCAUUGCUGCCCUACUACAGGCCGCCGAGUAUAUUGAACGUAGAGAAAGAGAAGCUGAACAUGGCUACGCUUCGACGAUGCCGAUGCCCGAUGAUAUGCGGACGGUCACAAAAAGGCCAAAGACGAAAAAAUCCCAAGGCAGCAGGACAACUCAUAACGAGCUCGAGAAAAAUAGGAGGGCGCACCUCAGAAAUUGCCUCGAAAAGUUGAAGGUGUUGGUUCCGUUGGGUCCUGAAACCUCAAGACACACCACGUUGGGUCUCUUGACCAAGGCCAAGCGUUUUAUCAAGAGCCUGGAGGAGCGUGAACGCAAGCACGCCGUGCACAAGGAACAGCUGUCUCGCGAGCAGAGGUUCCUCAGGCGUCGGCUAGAGCAGCUGACAAACCAGACAGGCCUGCACGUGUUGCACGGCCUCCACGGCCUCCAUGGGCUAAGCUCGAGCGCUCCAACCGGUUCCUCUUGCGGUCCUGGAGCUGCCGCGGCCGCGGCUCUUCUCUCCAAACGGCGCAGCGUUUCCGAGUGUUCUCUCGGCACAGCUUCGUCGACCAGCUCCACGGCCAGCUCCAGGAACUCCGACAGGUCUGCUGGCAGUCCCUCCGUCUCGGAGUCCGAUGAAGUAGACGUGAUCGGCUAUACGAGCAAUCAAUCGGACACCGAUGAUCACAGCAGUGUGCAGAGCAGCAGUGAUAGUGGCGUUGCAAUGUCCACCUCCAGGCUGACACUUUCCGAAAUGAUGGACAAUCUUUAGACAAAGAGGUGGCGCGGUGGCGGCGGAAGAACGUGGAGGGAGAGCAUUUGAGGGCGCAAAAGAGCAGAGGAGAGCGGAGGAAGAGGAAGAAGCGAUGGAAAAGAGGGCGAGGGAGAGAGAAACACGAGGGAAAGAAGAGAAACGCACGUGAACACGACAGGGGAGGAGAGGGGGAGAGUCGGGGUGGAAGCGGCGGAAAAACUGGAAGAAAUGGAAGAAGAGAGAAGAACGGAGGAAGAAGCCAUCCAAGCGUGCGAAGAUCGACGGCGUGCGAAAUAUCAACUCGCGUACACGCACUUACGCACCUACCCCUUUGGUGCACUCUCGUAGGGUCGCGAGACGCGCACCGCGACGCCCAAGCAACGGGCGUCAAGAGGCGACAUCAGCGGUGUGUACGCGCGUGUACAUACGUACAGACUUCUAGCUGACGCGGGUGGUCUCUGCGAGAGAAGAACGAAGCGUGGAAGAAGAAAGAAGGGAUGAGAAAAACGACUUCGAACAACAAGUUGAAGGAUCGCUAGACACGAAUGUAGAAGAUCGAAGAACAGGGACAGAAGGAACAGGGACGCGUCGAACUUUGGCGAAUUACGAUAGAACUUAGGUUCAGUUAGAAACUGAUUAUCGCGAACGAAGAGAUCAAUGACGGAUGUAACCACGUAUGUAAGGAGACGUAUGUAAUUGGCGUGCCUCGCGAUAAAUAAUGAAAUAAGAGAAAGAAACGCGAGAAACGAGCGUAAAGCAAUCGAAUGUCACGUGUAAAUUGUGGAUCGAGUAUUGUACAUAUUUUUAAGGGAGACUAAAUUUAUCGAGCGGAGAGCACGGUGGAGAAAGUAAGAAGCGAAUUUCGAGCGUUUCUUUCUCCACACGGAACCAUCACGGAGGAAACGGCGUUUUUAAAAGAAUCGGGUGAUGUCGAUCGGAGAACAACGAUCGAUCAGACGCGAGAGAUCGACGAGUGAACGGUCGCUGCCACUGAUCGAUCGGCAUUAGACGAAACUCGUGGAAAUUCUAACAAUAUGCGCACGCUGGCGCGAAACAGCGCUUCCACCACCAUCUUUUAGAAGCUUCGACGAUCGACCCUCGUCUCGGAUCUCUUUUCGUAUAAUUCAGUGUGUAAAAUUGAGCAAUUCCUUCGUGAUGGAUCUCGAGGACGCGUCCAAGUAACUGCAAACACGCACGAUGCAUUUGAAACUGACCGGAUAGGACAGAUAAUAUUCGCCGCUCUAUCUUUUCCGAGAUGUAUGAUUUUUAUCGCCGCCGCUGUCCGCUUCCGAUCGCGGAAGGCUCGUCCAGGGUGGGCGAUUUGAUUUUGCGAGUUUGUUGUUUUCGCUUCCGACGGAAAGAGAGGCGCCAUGCUUCUUUGUUCGCGCUUCGACGAUGGCGUCGUGGAACACGCGUCGUCGACUCUACUCUUCAUAAAAGCAACUCCAUUCGAGUGUACGCCUACCCUUUGGAAACAAUGGGAAGAAAGGGAUGAAAGAAGCGGAGGAAGAAAAGAAACAAGAAACGUUCGCGAGGGAAGCACACGAACGAUAGACAGCGCGAACAGCGGGAAGCAACGUUUUCACGUGUCGGUUCCACGACGAUCCUCGAUCGUCUGCCUUUUGACGAUCGUUAUUAAACUAGGAGCGCCUUUGGUGUACUCCUCUGCGGAAGAAGAGCCUUCAUUUCCGUCGCGUUGUACAGUCUGCGUGAUCGCGCGUACCAAAUAAGAAACAAAAUACUUGAAAAAAAAAUAUAAAAAAAUAAAAUGGAGAAGAUGUAGAAGUGUUUGAAGAGAGGAAUGGGUUGGAGGUCUACAAACGUGGAAAAAGGCGAAGAAGGGAAGAAAGGUGGAGGUAGCAGCAGCUGCUAUGAAAGAUUAUACAUCGAAUUAGCAAAAUCAGGGAUGAAACGAAGUUAUGGGACUAUUAUCGUUCCAAAACAGGGGAGACUGAAUCGCAAGCCUGUCGACAAAUUUCUUCGGGAAUCCUACGAUUAAUUAACGAAACCGAAAGAACUUCCACCUUUCGAAGGAUACACGCGAGUGUAUGACCUAUACGAAAUAACGAGUCGGGAGGGAUGGACAGAUACAGAGAGGGAGGAAACACGAAGAAAAGAAAGGGAACGAGAUGGAAGUAAAAGCGUACACACUUCUAAAGUAAGGACACGCAUAUGCAUACACACACGUACACACAUACACGAACACAUGUGAGCACUCAUUACAUACGCGUACACAGAGGAUCCUCACGAGAGUUAAUAAAAAAAAAAAGAAUUAAAAUAACCUGAAAAAAAGAAGAGAAAAAAAGUGAGAAAAAUAAAGAAGUACCACGUAUACGUGAAUCGUAACGUAACGAUUCUUGUAUAAUUAAGGGGAGUGAGUCACCUUCGAUGGUGGAGACGGUUCGUGUAAUCUUUAUUACGUGAUAAGUAAACGUUUAAACAUCGUUUCGUUGUAACACACGCAUUCAAAGAGUACAAAUUCCUGUUAAGUCCCUCGUUGGUUGUUCGAGGCUUGAACCGGCACACUACCUGUUGUUGUUGAGCGAUCACGCGUUGUUGUUUCCAUCCAGAGCCACGGAAUCGGCGUUUCUUUAGGGUCCGGAGUGGAGAAGAAACGGUAAGGGAAAGAGCAAGACGCGAAAAUAGGAGACGAAGAAGGGUCCCGAGUGUCAGGUAUAAAACAGGGAACAAUGUUUCUGGUGUGCGUGAGAGAACGAUGGAAGAGAAAACUAAUUAGGAUGAACGUCGUAGCGGAGAAGAUUUUGGAAGAAAAUAAGGUCGUACAAGGGUCCAAAGAGGUCCGGGGAACGGGAUCGAUCGAUGCGUAAGCCUGUUACGCGACAGGGAUCGCUUUGAUGAAGAAAAAUCGAUCGUCUAAUUAUAACUCGAAGUUUUCACUUUGCGGCUCGAGUGAAACUUCGUGGAGAAAGGAUAACCGACGACGAUCAACGGCUCGUGUUCCACCGUUUCUCGUGUUUCUUAACGAGGGGCACGCUGGAUCUCGGCAACGAUCGUUUUAUGAGUAUCUUAAUUGGCGUAGUGGCGAAAUUCUAAUCCAAAAGACUGUUCCUCGAUGGUCGUGCGAGCUAUCGGAACUGGACCGUUGAUCGUUCGGUUUAAAAAUUGGAAACGAAGGGAAUUAGAGGAUUAUACUAGGCUUUUGAAUUACUCGCGACAGGUUGAUACAAAAAAUCGAUCCGCGGCCCCUGGAUCGAAAACAGCGAGGCAGCAGUUGUUCGAGUCGAGUUUUCUGGCUAGGUUUACGCAGACCAGAUAGACUGAUUACCAAACGUAAACGAGUGAUCUCUGAUUUAAAAAGAAACGAAGAAAUAAAGAAAAAAAAGAAAAAAACGAAAAAAGCAAAACACAAAACGGUUUUAAACGGCGGUUAGUUUGUAAGAAAAUAGCAGAAAAAAAUGAAGAAUAAAAAGAUUAAAAAAAAAGAGAGAGAGAUUACGCGGUAUAACCUUUCGCGAGAAUAGGAUCUCGGGGUGGGGUAAAACAAACCGAAUCUGGAGAACGCGCGUUUUCUCGCGGAGAGUGCCCUCGGAUUUUUUACAUGCGGAACAAACAAUCUGACGAUACUUCGAUGAGCGUGAUCGUACAUUUUAAGGAGGAAAAGUCGACGUAAAAAUUAAACAGAGACGACGAAGACGAAAAUUCGUGUCGAUCGAAUUGGAUUGUCAGUGAAGGAAGAGGCGGAAACAGUUUUUAAAACGCGAACGACAGUCAACUGGAAGAAAAGAAAGGUACUUUCGGGGAUCGAACUUUGUACAAUGCGAAGGAAUGAAGUAAAACGAGCAAGAUAAGAGCAGAGAUCAUGGUCGAAGUCUCGAAUCCUACCAGGAAAGCGACCAAGCCGAAUGAAAUAUUUUCAGCAAGGCAAGCCGCGACUUUUUAAUAUUAAACAUAAAUGAUACUCCCGUACAGUCGUUGUUGUAUCAACAAUCGACCUUAUUCUAUAGCUGAAACGCAAUCAUAUUGGUUGUUGCAGAAGAUUUACCGCGGCCGUGUAUACACAUCAAAUAUAAAACGGUAGGACUCGAGAUCAACCAACAAGACGGGAAAAAAGGAAGUGAGGAAGAGAAACGAUCAGGUUGGAAAGGUCCUCGGCUGUCCUCUUGGAAGGUUCAGGCGAUCGACGCGUCCAGAUCGUUUCUACUUCAUUGGAAAAUCUCACGAAAAUGCCUUUUCUUCGCGAUGCAUCUUCCUUUCGAACUUUUAUCGAGAAAUAGUCAAACUUCCGGCGAUACUUGAUCUUUUAAUAUAUUAGAAUUUACUCUGUUUAUUGAAAUUUUAAGAAUUUUAAGAAAUAUCAAUUUUUCUUUUGCAGAUGUUGCAAAUAAGUUUCAUGGAUGUCGUUGCAGCUCAUUUUUUAUCGUUCUCUUUUCUUUUAAAUAUCGUAUCAUGAGCAGGAUUCAAGAUGAAUUUUCUAUUGUGAUCACGUUGCUUUAUCGAUGAUCGUAUUCGCGACGAUCGAAUCGCGACGCAUCGCUCGACCAAUGAUAGGGAGACAUAUCCAAUUGUUUGUAUUACCUCGUUGGUAAUUGUUUGCGUUCAUUUUCGUUUAUAUCUGUUUUAUUCUCGUUUUUAUGUCUUACUCGUUGGCUGUCGUUCGUGAAGUUGCGAAGAAAGGUACAAUAAGAAACAGGACGGAGAAAUGAGAGAGAAGAAAACUAAACGCCGUUGAUUUUCGACAGAGAGUAUGAUUAGGGUAACCUUCGAUUCACGACCGACGAGUUUAGAUUUAUCUUUUUUCCUUUUUCUUUUUUUUUUUUUUUUUUUUUUGUAAACGAUGGGAAAACUAAUACAAACGGGGGAAGGGAUAAGAAAAAGAAAAGAUGAAAGAAAGAAAAAGAGAGAGGAUGUUCUUUCAGAAUGAUGUGAACGAAAAGGGUAGAACGAUAAACACCAAGAAGAAAGAUAUAAAAAAUGGGAAAAUAGGAAAAUACAAAAAAAAGAGGGAAAUUAAGAAAGGAGGAGCAUAAAUUACAUAAAAAGACUACAAAAGUAACAAAAAAGAAAAACCUAUUUGGAGAAAGUUGAUGAGUGGGAUACAGAACAAAUAAAAAAUAAAUUAACAAUUCCACAAAGUAAGAAGUUGUAUUAAGUGAUUAUUAAACGAUGAAUGUCUCUUCAACGUGUAGAUCGUUGAUGAACGCUCCUUCGUGAAAGUUAUAGCCCUUUUUUUCUUUUCUCUUUUUAUUUUAGUUCUUUCUUUCCUUUUUUUUUUGUUUCCUUCUCUAAUUAUACUCUUUUCCACUUAUUUUUUCUCACAGUCUUUCUACGCGUUCGCGAACUUUUAUUUUCGUUUCGUCGUUGCCAUCCAGUCGUUGUACGUGCCGUAAAAUAUCUCUUACGAAGAAACACACAUACACAUGAAAUAAAUAAGAAAACAAAAAAAAAAAACACAAAAAAGAAAAAAAAUGAAGAAAAACGAUGGAUCUUAUCGUUUUUUGAUCUGGGUUCGUAGUACCUUGUAGCGAGAUAAAGAUGUAUGUAUUCUAUAUAUUAAACUGGGACGUACUCGCCCGAUGUAUUGUGAUUUAUUUUACCUGUCAAAAUCGAUGAAAAUCAGAGAAAAACCAAGAAAGACAAGUAUCGCGAAAUGGGCAUAACCGACGAUGUGUCGACGAUGUUUCAUCGAUGUUGAUUUCCUGAUAACUGUACGUGGCGCUCGCGUGUUUCUAAAUCGUCCUUAAGCUUCAGCUUUAUAAUUAUUUUCCAAACUAUAUUCCUCGUUCUUCAACAAUUCCACCAAAGUUAGCGUCAAAUAUUACGUACCAUGAAUUUGCAAAUUAACAAAUCUAUGAAGCUUGCAGUCAACUGUUCGCCAUCUAAUUUCGAUCGUUUCAACGUCGAACGCCUCGCACCAAAAGAAGGAAUAUAAGAAAAGGAAGAAAAACCAGAAAAUUGAUUGAAAUAGCCAGCGAUCACCAGAUUCUGUUUCAAAGAUAUAUCGGGCCAGUCUGUUCCCAAGAAAAUGUGAUAUUAAAAUUAACACGAGAGAGGGGAAAUACGGGAAGCAGAGAAACCGGGGAGGAUCAAUGCUAGAGGGAGAAAGGGCAAAGAGAGAAAGAACAGGGAUGGUGGAGGAAAUUUUCGAGUUUUCAAGAGAGGGUUGGCGGUUGGAACGAGGGGGCGGGAGGUCGUAACAAGAAAGAUCGAUGCACCAACGCAUAGGAAGAAUUGCCUCAGGCGCGUAUGUGAGGAACGUAGAUUGCGAUGAAAGAGAUAUAGAGACAAAGUUAGGGCGGUGGAGCGUAGCGUAAUUAGCGUGAAUGGUUUAUCGCGAAUGACGGUUUGGGCACAGAUCACAACAGCAGCAAUAUGAAUUGAUGCAGUAUUGAACUGACGAAACGAACGACAAGAAAUAAUGAAACAAACUUGUUACUCCAGCCGCUAGAAAUAUAUGUAAGAUGUAUAAUUCAAACGACGAUAUGUAAAAGCUGCGGUUCAUUCUGAGCUCAAGGGUGUCGCGAACUUUUAUUCGAUUUCACCUCGGUGUCGUUUCGAGCGAUUCGUUCGAAUUUUUGCCGGAUUCGUGCGUUAUAAACAAUUAGCGACACGUGUCAUACGAUUUAAUCGGAUCGUACGAAAUUUCGUAUCGGCGAAUAAACGUGACACCUGACGCGAUCGAUCGAUUAAUCCGGGAUCGAUAAAGAUGAGGAUCGAACGAAAAUCAUCGAGGUGACUGGAUGAUCUUUUCUCGCAUAAACACGUACAUACAUACACACACACACCCCGCCUCCCCUCCUCCCCCUAAAAAAAGAAGAAAAUCAGCGAAUCAAAUCGCGAAACGCUUGAGCUCACUGUACGUGUCGCGCGGCCCUCAAUCUAACGUUUAAGGAAUCUUUAAGUAAUACUUGAUCGAUAACUAAGAAUAAAAAUAAAAAAAGAGAUGAGAUAAGGAGGAAAAAUACAAAUAUGAAAUAAUAAUGAAAAAAAUGGGUGUUAUUUUUAGAUGUCUAUUAGAUUAUCAGAACCAGAAAAACUAAAGGAUAAAAAAAUGCUUAAACAUAAAAACGAAUAAAAAAAAGUGAAGAAAAAACCUACUAUUAAUACUACUACUACUACUACUACUACUACUACUACUACUACUACUACUACUACUACACUACUACUACUACUACUACUACUACUACUACUACUACUACUACUACUACUACUACACUACUACUACUACUACUACUACUACUACUACUGCUGCUAUUACUUCUACUAUUAUUACUACCGUACUUGUAAUAAAGAUUUAAAGAACAUAGGAACUUAGUUGAUGCGAUUUCACAAAUGAUGCAACUUUUUGAGAAGAGCGUCCCUCUUUUUACGAAUACCUGCGCAGGACAGACCCGACUUGUCCAGAGAUAUCUCAUGUUUGCGUACGAUAUAAUUAUAAUUACUCCCGACCAAUAAAUAAACAAAGCUAAUGGAAUAAAAAUAAAAGAAAGAACCAGAAACGAAAUUAAACAACAUGAAGAGUAAGAACGAAAAUGAACGAUAGGAUACGAAACAAGUAACAAGCUGCGAAAGAAUAGAAAAAGAGAAAUAACGAAAGAAAUCAUCAUAACCGGAAUCAUCGAGCGUAUUGUAGUUAAUCCUUUGUACUUGUAAGCUGGACGUGUCGCGCAGUCCUGUGCAGGUGCGACUAAAUAAUCGUGGGCGUGAAAGGGACGAAGACGACGAAGAGUGACGAACGGUCUUUUUUUCUCCCUCCCAAAGAAGCAUUGUGUCGUCGUCGUCUCCCUCCGUCGCGCUCAGGGACACCUUUUUCCUCGAGACGUUUUGCCGCUUUCAUUGUUUAGAUGAUUACUAUUUAACGACAAAAAAAUAAAAAACGAGAAAAUCGAAAAUACGACGGAGAUCGUCGGCGGAAGGAAGAGUAACGAUGACAGAGGAGGGGUAAACGAAAAAGAACAAAAAAAGAAAAAAAAGGGGAUCGAGACCAGAACCUUUUUAAUGACCCAACACACGUCGCCGUUAACGUGUUCGUUAUGUGCGAAAUGGGCAUUUCUUUUUCAGAGAAAACAAGAUACCAAAAAAGUAAAAAAUGUUACGAUGAAACAGACAAAAAACAACAAAAGACAUUUCGAAUAAAGGAAAAAAAAAUACACAAAGAAUAACGGAGUGAAGGAGAGAGCGUGAGUGUCGUCUCCUGUUGCGCUCAACCACAGACAUCGACCUGAUUUGUAACUCGAGGAUCGUCCAUGCACUCGCGUAACGUCGAUUUUUCCUUACGUCGAACGAUCGAACCCCUUCGUUUGGAAUAAUCACCGGUUCCUUUCAGCUCGAAAUUUCCAAGAUCUUAAUAUACACGUAUAUCCUAAACUCGAACAUAGUUCUUGACAACCAGAGAUCCCAAAGAUCUCUCUCGAUACACGCGAACAAGGUAACCUAAGAGCGACCUUUGUCACCAAAGAGUAACCAGCCGUAUCGACAGCGUCGUUUCCGAAUACUCUAACGAGGCAAGAAACGGUUCUAACGUGCCGGUACACUUGGUCUGCUCGCUUGGUGACCCGAACGAACCGACAACGCAGGUGCUUUGAAUUCGAGCCGGAGCUCGUCACGAGAAACUUCGACGCUGACGAGGAAACGAUGAUACGAGCACACAGGGUAACCGGAAACGAGGGAAAGAGAGUGGAUGGUAAAAGCGUAGGUUUCACGGUGCCGACGUUGCAAUCGCGCAAUUGCCGCGUGGCGAUACUCCUUCAGACGAAAAGUGCGGUCCUUUUCUCGGUCGUUGUUGAGCCACGUAAAACUGCCACGAACAAAAAACGUCUCUCUGGCCAGGCAAGGGGAGCAAAGAAAAACGGGGGGUGCGACGGGCACAGGGAGGAAAGGAGGCGACGAGAGCCGCGUAGACCAGGCAAGGACGAUCCUCGAGAGGGUGAGCACACGAAGGGGAUUUAAACCGACGAAACGGCUUGAGCGCUGGGAGAAACAGGGGUGUAUAGGGGUGGGUACAGGGAGGAGAGAGAAACACGGGCAAAGGACAGGUGCGCGGGAGGUUGAACGGAAGGAGGAUAUAGCCCACGCGAGAGAUCGACGAGAAUUUUCGUGGAAAGGUGCGGUGCGGAUCGAACGAAAGAAUGAGAGGGAGAUGUGGCGCGUGCGUGCGUGUGCAAGAGGAACGGACAAAAGGGUUGAGGGAAGAGAGCAGGGGAACAGUGGAACGUUUACAGGGAGACGAAAAGCGAGUAAACGAUGGUGGAAGAGCACGGUCCUCGGGAAAAGCCACGUUCGGCCCUCUCUCGUCGCGACGAGCAUUUAAUCAAUGGUAGGGGAUGCUUAGUGGACUUAAUCUUAGGGAACUGACGAAAAAAAAAAUGAGAGAGCCGACGAAGAAGGGGCGUGGAGAAGCGGAAUCAUAGCGAACGUCGAAAUUUUUGAUUACGUCGCGCGAACGAUGAGGAUAAACAGAGGGUGAUAGAAGCGACGAAGAAAGGACGAAGUAGCGGUUGAGAAAGAGAUCGCGCGGGGAGUUAGAAAGCAUACGAAAGAUACACUAUGAAAUAUCAGGAGAAACAUUUACGUAGAGUGAGAGAGAAUGCGAGUAGGAGAGAGAGUGUAAGAUUUUGCUGCGUGUUGCGGGGUGUAUGUCGAAAAAUUACGCGCGAACAGAAACGCGAACUGGACGAAAUUAACGUGUAACGAAGCAGGAAAGGGAAUUAGAAGAACAGCUAACGAAAAGCGGGUGAUAUAAGAGAGAUAAUAAAUGGAGAUGCUGUACUGAGGAGAAAUAGGGGUGAAUUAGGGAGAGAGAGAAAGAGUGACAGAGAGAGAGAGAGAGUGAGAGAGAGAGAGAGAGAGGGAGAGUGAACGGGUGAAAUGCGAAGCUAGCUUAAAAAAAGGCACAUUCUGUCAAUUUGUCAAUAUUGUCAUGAUUCGAUAAUGGUCGAUUGGUAUGCCUACGAUUGAACCUCUAUUUACCGGGUGGAUGUAUGAUGAUUCAGUACGAUUCUUAUAAUUAUUAUCAUUAUUAUUCUUAAUUAAUUAAUUGAUUAUCAUUAUCAAUUAUCAUUAACAGUGCGAAAGUAGGAGUAAUAAACCACAAAACAGAGAAAACAGGAAACCGAUGAUAAAGCAAAAACACAAAAAAAAAAAAAAUAAAGAAAGAAAGGCAACCACUUAUAUUAUUGUACAUAUUUACUUGUAACUGCUAUUCGUAUUGCAGUGGUUUUGUUCUCUCAACAAAUGAUUUCCUCGAUUCUGCGGGAAGAAAAAAAAAUGAAUAAAAUAAAAUUUGUGUAUUAUUAAGA
This is a messenger RNA of Bombus pascuorum, 12179 nucleotides long. RefSeq names its product max dimerization protein 1-like (gene Mad). The record is from RefSeq and is a predicted model, not a curated record. Gene Ontology annotation, molecular function: DNA-binding transcription factor activity, RNA polymerase II-specific; protein dimerization activity; RNA polymerase II cis-regulatory region sequence-specific DNA binding. Gene Ontology annotation, biological process: regulation of transcription by RNA polymerase II. The transcript has 8 exons. NCBI's taxonomy places the organism in Eukaryota, Metazoa, Arthropoda, Insecta, Hymenoptera, Apidae. The coding region runs from base 1189 to 1941 and encodes 250 amino acids.